Messenger RNA from Microdochium trichocladiopsis, 1972 nucleotides. RefSeq names its product dihydropyrimidinase. Gene Ontology annotation, molecular function: hydrolase activity, acting on carbon-nitrogen (but not peptide) bonds. NCBI's taxonomy places the organism in Eukaryota, Fungi, Ascomycota, Sordariomycetes, Xylariales, Microdochiaceae. Gene Ontology annotation, cellular component: cytoplasm. The coding region runs from base 177 to 1730 and encodes 517 amino acids. The record is from RefSeq and is a predicted model, not a curated record. The transcript is spliced from 3 exons.
AAUCACGGCGGAGGUUUGAACUACCAUGAAAAUUACUGAGAAGCCUACCAUCCCGAAUUGAGGAGAUGAGAAAGUGAGAGCACAUACGAAAAUUGGAAAGCUUCAACACAACGGAGCCGUGGCAAGCGCAGCGUCGAACUCAUUCUCUUCUUGGUCCACAGUGUUAAUUAUUCCAAAUGAACGUUGAACUCAUCAUUCAGAACGCAACGGUUGUGACCGCAUCCGACGUUCACCCACGUCAAGACAUCGUCGUCCAGGAUGGCAAGAUUCUUGCCGUUGGCCAGAACCUGGGCUCUCUGUUUUCCGCCACAAGGGUCAUUGAUGCUCAAGAUGGCUUCGUCAUGCCCGGUGGCGUAGAUUCACACGUGCAUCUCGAUCAGGACAACUCUACAACUGGGGACAACUUUGAGACCGGCACUAGGUCGGCCGUUGCCGGCGGAACGACCAGCAUCAUCGCCUUCGCGACCCAGGAGCGACACCACCAGUCUCUGCAUCCCGUGGUCGAGGACUAUCACUCACGUUCAGCCGGCAAAUCCUAUUGCGACUAUGGCUUCCACAUUAUUCUUACCAACCCCACGCCGACUGUUCUGUGUGACGAGCUUCCUUUCUAUGUGAGCGAGGGUAUCACCUCGGUGAAGUUGUACAUGACCUAUGACCCACUAAAGCUGAAGGAUGGCGAGAUCCUGGAUGUCAUGAUGGCCACGCGGAACCUAGGCAUGACAACGAUGGUGCAUGCUGAGAACAGCGACAUGAUCUCCUGGAUCACAGCCCGUCUUGCGGAGCAGAAACUCACCGCCCCGUACUAUCAUGCCAUCAGCCGGCCCCAGAUCGCCGAGGACGAGGCGACCUACCGCAUCAUCGCUCUGGCCGAGCUCUCCGACAUCCCUAUCCUCAUCGUCCACAUGUCGUCCAAGACCGCCGCCUCGCAUGUCAGAAACGCCCAGACGAGGCUCCUCCCCAUCCACGCCGAGACAUGUCCUCAUUAUCUCUAUCUGACGGCUGACUCGCUCCGCCCGUCCCAUCCAGAAGAUGGUUUCUCUGGCGCAAAACACAUCUGCAGCCCGCCGCUCAGAGAAGACCGCAUGGACCUGGAAGCCAUGUGGACGGGCAUCGUCAACGGGACCUUCACGACCUUCAGCUCGGAUCACGCACCCAGCAAAUACGACCACCCCUGCGGGAAAAAGGCAGGAUUGGACUCCAGCGGCGGCAUGCGGUACGACAAGGUCCCGAACGGACUUCCAGGAGUAGAAACGCGCAUGCCAGUUCUCUUCGAAGGCGGUGUUCUUACUGGCAAGGUGACCCCUCAAAAGUUUGUUGAAGUCACAUCGACUAAUCCCGCCAAACUGUACGGUCUGGGGGAGACCAAAGGCGCCAUCGCCGCGGGAUAUGAUGCCGACUUUGUGAUAUGGUACCCGACAGCUCAGCAGGCUGCUGUCCACGGGGAAGCUGGGACCGCCAAGAUGGAGCCCUUUGUGCUGGAGAACUCCAUGUUGCACCAUGAUAUCGACUACUCUCCCUUUGAAGGCAUGGAGUUUCACAACUGGCCGCGUUAUACCAUCCUGAGAGGCAAAGUGGUCUGGGAUCGAGACAACGGGGGGCUUGUUGGCGAAAUGGGAUUUGGGCAGUUCCUGCGCCGGGGCAAGAGCACUUUGAGCAAGCCAAGGAACAAAUGGGUGAACGAGUUCCAGCCCAUGCCAGAGAUCAAGCGGCCGAGUGUGGCAUAUCCUUAGCUUUUUUCAACAUUCCCAUUAUCAAAUUUCCUGGGUCAAUCAGGGCUGUCCAUUACUGGUCACAGCAAGUAGUCGUCAGCGGUGCAACAGGAAACUCAAUUAUGAACACGGACGUGCUCGAAGCGAAGACUGGAAAUAUAGUUCUGUCGCUAGCAAGUAUCUUGGAUCGUUCACGGUGUGACGUAGAUCAAUGCCGAGUCCGAACUCCCAAGAUCCCGGGCUAGAUUUUGAAUUGAACAUGC